Molecule: messenger RNA, 1492 nt
Organism: Pteropus alecto (black flying fox)
Lineage: Eukaryota; Metazoa; Chordata; Mammalia; Chiroptera; Pteropodidae
Gene: LTB4R2
Product: leukotriene B4 receptor 2
Exons: 1
Coding region: 13-1089 (358 amino acids)
Biological process (GO): inflammatory response; neuropeptide signaling pathway
Cellular component (GO): membrane
Molecular function (GO): G protein-coupled peptide receptor activity; leukotriene B4 receptor activity
Source: RefSeq, a predicted model, not a curated record
AGGCACGGAAGGAUGUUGGACUGCUAUCGUCCCCCAGGGAACCAGACGUUGCUGACCUGGACAACCUCGCGGGCCACAGGAGUGGUCUUCCUGCUGUUGGCAGCGCUUCUGGGGCUGCCUGGAAAUGCCUUCGUAGUGUGGAGUUUGGCGGGCUGGAGGCCUGCACGGGGGCGACCACUGGCGGCCACUCUGGUGCUGCACCUGGCGCUGGCGGACGGCACGGUGCUGCUGCUCACGCCGCUUUUUGUAGCCUUCCUGGUGAAGCAGGCUUGGCCGCUGGGCCAGGCGGGCUGCAAGGCUGUCUACUACGUGUGCGCGCUCAGCAUGUACGCCAGCGUCCUGCUCACCAGCCUGCUCAGCCUGCAGCGCUGCCUCGCGGUCACCCGCCCUUUCCUGGUGCCUCGGCUGCGUAGCACGGCCCUGGCCCACCGCCUGCUGCUUGCCAUCUGGCUGGCCGCUCUGUUACUUGCCAUCCCGGCCGCCGUCUACCGCCACCUCUGGGAGGACCACGUGUGCCAGCUGUGCCACCCGUCGUGGGCUCACGCCGCCGUUCACCUGAGCCUGGAAACUCUGACCGCCUUCGUGCUGCCCUUUGGGCUCGUGCUCGGCUGCUACAGUGUGAUGUUGACUUGGCUGCGGGGUGCCCGCUGGGGCUCCAGGAGGAACAGCACGCGGGUGGGCCGGCUGGUGAGCGCCAUCGUGCUCGCCUUUGGCUUGCUCUGGGCCCCCUACCACGCAGUCAACAUUGUGCAGGUGGUGGCAGCGCUGGCUCCACCCGAAGGGGCCCUGGCGAAGCUGGGUGGCGCGGGUCAGGCAGCACGAGCUGGAACUACAGCUUUGGCCUUCUUCAGCUCCAGCGUCAACCCGGUGCUCUACCUCUUCACUGCUGGGGAUCUGCUGCCCCGCGCAGGUCCCCGCUUCCUCACACGACUCUUUGAGGGCUCCGGGGAGGCCCGAGGGGGCGGCUGCUCUAGGGAGGGGACCAUGGAGCUCCGAACUAACCCUCGGCUCAAAGUAGUGGGGCAGAGCGGAGGCGAUGGAGAUCCAGGGGGUGGGGCAGUGAAGGACAGUCAGGAAUGGGACCCUUGACACCAAACCCUACAACCAGGCCUGCUUUUCUCUAUACCCUUGCAUCUCCCUCCGGAACCCAGAGAACCACUCCAGAGCAUUUGGGAAUCCUUUUCUGAUGACAGUUUGGAUCUGUCUAAGCAGAAUUAUUACACACCUGGGGCAGCCCCAAAUUCCUCCAAACCGGGGGAUUUUGAGGGGUGGCGGCCCUUGCAGGUUGGCAUGUGCCCAUGUGCCACAGCUGCUUGCUUCAAAUAGCUUUUGUGAAAGAUACUGGGCAGCCAUUACAUAACGGCUUAAGUGUGCUCCCUCUGGUGGUUUAGCACACCUGAGUCAUACCGAAGCCACCUGUUUUCCUUGCAGGGUCAGGCCAAAGCUGUGCAAUGCCAGCCUUCAGUGGCAUCUUGACCUGUCUUCCUCAGCU